Molecule: messenger RNA, 1002 nt
Organism: Zootoca vivipara (common lizard)
Lineage: Eukaryota; Metazoa; Chordata; Lepidosauria; Squamata; Lacertidae
Product: sushi, nidogen and EGF-like domain-containing protein 1
Biological process (GO): cell-matrix adhesion
Source: RefSeq, a predicted model, not a curated record
GGCAUAGAAGGCACCUGGAAAACGCUUAAGACACUGCAGUUCCAGGGCAAAGGAGCAGCCAGGAUGGAAACUAUAUCUGUUUUCCUUCUGCUGGCAGUGGGAUCAACCUUGACCUCUCCAGCCGAUGCCUCCAAGGAAUCAUUGAUGUACCCUUAUGGGACUGCACAGGGUGACACAAAGAACCCCAAGUCAGAUGAUGGGACAUCUACAAAGAUCAUCACUGCAGUGCCCUUCAGCUUCUAUGGCAAGAAGUACCGCGCACUCUACGUCAACAACAAUGGGGUGGUCUCCUUUGGUGUGAAUGUGUCCCAGUACACACCCGACCCUUUCCCGCUGGAUUUAGAGUCACCCUUUGUCGCCCCCUAUUGGGGGGAUGUUGACAAUACUAGAGGCGGAGAUGUCCUAUGGAGACAGACUCAGGACUCUGCAGUACUUAGCCGCUGCACCGCAGACAUCAACCAGUACUUCCCAGAGAUUUCUUUCACGGCUGUCUGGGCCUUGGUUGCUACCUGGGACCGUGUCGCCUACUUUGGAAGUGCUUCAAAAAAGACCAACACUUUCCAGGCUGUCUUGACCACCAAUAACGAAGUAUGUUUCAUCAUUUUGAAUUAUGCUGACAUCCAGUGGACAACCGGGAUAGCAAGUGGUGGGAAUCCCAGGACAGGCCUUGGGGGAACCCCUGCACAGGCUGGAUUUGACAGUGGAGACAAGAAAAACUUUUACAACAUCCCAGCAUCACGCACCCCCAGUAUCCUCAAUAUCACACAAACCACCAACGUGCAGUUCACGGGGCGAUGGGUGUUCCAAGUGGAUGAGAUUGUGAUCGGAGACACAACGGAGAAGGGCAAAUGCUUGGAAUGAGACCACCUGCAACCCAAGAGAGCCCCCUCCUCAUCCACCGGUGUCAAGACAGGAUUUACUCAAAUCUUUGGAAAGAUCCCUCUGCUGCCCCCUAUAGGCUUGGAGCCAUGCCUGAUUACGGCUUACCAAUAAAAUGGCUGU